AUGGCGGAUCGUUCAGCAAGCGCAGGAAUUGCCGUGAGCUCCCCCUUCCCUUCUCUCCAGAGAACUGCUUGAUCCUCUCCACGCCAUUGUCCUAAUCCGCCAUCAUGAUAUCUCGAGCGGCGGCUCCCUCCACCUCUACCCUCGCCUCCCUCUCGAGCCGCUCCCUCCGCGCCCAGGGGGCGGCCGCCCGCUCGUUCGCGACCGUGCAGGAGGCUCCUCCCGUCAAGCACUAUGGCGGGCUCCGAGACCAGGACCGCAUCUUCACCAACCUUUACGGUCACCACAGCCCCGAUUUGAAGUCGUCGAUGAAGUACGGUGGUGAUUGGCACCGGACCAAGGAUAUUGUGCUCAAGGGCGACGAUUGGCUCAUUUCCGAGAUUAAGGCUUCUGGUCUGCGUGGCCGUGGUGGUGCUGGUUUCCCCUCCGGACUGAAAUACUCUUUCAUGAACACCAAGGACUGGGACAAGGACCCCCGCCCCCGCUACCUGGUCGUCAACGCCGAUGAGGGCGAGCCUGGUACCUGCAAGGACCGUGAGAUUAUGCGCAAGGACCCCCACAAGCUGAUCGAGGGUUGCUUGGUUGUUGGCCGUUCCAUGAACGCCAAUGCCGCCUACAUUUACAUCCGUGGCGAGUUCUACGAGGAGGCUACCGUUCUCCAGCAGGCCAUCAACGAGGCCUACGCCGCGGGCUACAUCGGCAAGAACGCUUGCGGUACCGGCUACGAUUUCGAUGUCUACAUUCACCGCGGAAUGGGCGCCUACAUUUGCGGUGAGGAGACCUCGCUCAUUGAGUCCAUUGAGGGCAAGGCCGGCAAGCCCCGCCUGAAGCCUCCAUUCCCCGCUGCCGUCGGUCUGUUCGGUUGCCCCAGUACCGUCACCAACGUCGAGACCGUCGCCGUGGUCCCCACCAUUGUCCGCCGCGGUGCCAGCUGGUUCUCGUCCUUCGGCCGUGAGCGCAACGCCGGUACCAAGCUGUUCUGUAUCUCCGGCCACGUCAACAACCCCGCCACCGUUGAGGAGGAGAUGUCCAUCUCCCUGCGCGACCUGAUCGAGAAGCACUGUGGAGGUGUCCGUGGUGGUUGGGAUAACCUGUUGGCCGUUAUCCCCGGUGGUUCCUCGACCCCCGUGAUCCCCAAGCACGUCGCCGAUAACCAGCUGAUGGACUUUGACGCCCUGAAGGACUCCCAGUCCGGUCUGGGCACCGCUGCCGUCAUCGUCAUGGACAAGUCCACCGAUAUCGUCCGCGCCAUCUCCCGUCUGUCCACCUUCUACAAGCACGAGUCCUGCGGUCAGUGCACCCCUUGCCGUGAAGGUAGCAAGUGGACCAUGCAGAUGAUGCAGCGCAUGGAGACCGGUAACGCUCGCGAGCGUGAGAUCGACAUGCUCCAGGAGCUCACCAAGCAGGUCGAGGGCCACACCAUCUGCGCUCUGGGUGAGGCUUUCGCCUGGCCCAUCCAGGGUCUGAUCCGCCACUUCCGCCCCGAGCUGGAGGCCCGUAUCCGCCAGUACGAGAAGGAGAUUGGCGGUGCUCCCUUCGCUGGUGGCUGGAAGCCUUCUGCCCGUGCCGAGGGCAAGCUGAUCUCCCCUGGCAUGUAAACCGAUUUGAAAAAAGCAAUUAUCUUCCUCCACCUCUGCCUCUUUUCACAUCCUCAACUCCAUCUUGUUCCUCAAAACCGAUGCAGGAACCGGAUCCGGUAUCCUUUCUAAAGAACUAGAUCUCUAUUUUUUUUUGGACUUCUCCCUUUCUCGCUGGCUGGUUAUCAUGCCCGGCCGGUGAUGGUUGGGGCAGAGGUUGUCUCUACUAUUUUCCUAUAUCUCUUUCCUGUUCGAUCCCCUUUCUGUCGCGUCUAGGUCUCUUUCCUUCCAUGUACAGUCGGUAGCAAAUUGAUGCAUUUUAUGUCUUCCUUAUUUUUCGUGGAGUAAUAGAC
Molecule: messenger RNA, 1927 nt
Organism: Penicillium brasilianum
Lineage: Eukaryota; Fungi; Ascomycota; Eurotiomycetes; Eurotiales; Aspergillaceae
Source: the annotation of a GenBank genome assembly